This is a messenger RNA of Aplysia californica (California sea hare), 2866 nucleotides long. Its product is annotated as MAM and LDL-receptor class A domain-containing protein 2. NCBI's taxonomy places the organism in Eukaryota, Metazoa, Mollusca, Gastropoda, Aplysiida, Aplysiidae. The record is from RefSeq and is a predicted model, not a curated record. Gene Ontology annotation, cellular component: membrane.
CACAAGCAGCCAGUCUCCGUCCGUGAGGGAGGGCAGGUUCCUGCCGUGACAAACGAGCGAGCGACCGAGAGUGUCCUGUUGCGAGGAUCUUCAGGCAGAGAGGACAUACGGUGAGCUGGAGAGCGCGCGUUUUCUACCAAACUCCCGCGAGAUUCAACGACAGGACACUGUGGUCAAUGGGCAAGACAAGAGUUCAGGCAGGGGUUGUCCAGCACUCCCGGAUGAUCCCCAACUGACGAUGGUCAAGAAGUUCCGGGGCGGCCUGGUCAGGUUCAGCUGUGGGUCUGGACUCAGGCGGUCGGGAGCAGAAGAAAUCUACUGUGAUGGAACCAGCUGGAAUCUCCCACCGCCGACGUGUAUAGAGGGCAUGAGCUACGGAUGUGAUUUCGAAAACUCCGAUAACUGCGGCUGGAACCACGACGCUACGGAUGAGUUUGACUGGGCUCGAACCAGCGGCGGUACACCCACAGCGAACACAGGACCCCAGGCCGACCACACCACCAACAGCUCGACUGGUCACUAUUUGUUCGUGGAAUCGUCCGCCCCGCAAGAGGCUGGCCACAAGGCCCGGCUUGUCUCCCCUCCCUACAAUGGGGACAAAGUUACCGGCCUUUGUUUGGAGUUUUACUAUCAUAUGUUUGGGCCAGAUGCUUUCGGCGGCGUAGAGACCACAACGGUGACAAUCCCAACAACAACGACGUCAUCAGCAACACCAACCGAGGACGUCGACGACUUUACUUAUGUCCACACACCCAAGAGCUCCUCAGCCACCAUCACUCCAACCACCCCAACCACAACAACCACAACAACUCCAACCACCACAGCCACGACAAGACUAACAUCUAAAACACAAUCACCAACGACCACAACGUCCACAACCACUCCUACAACAACAAGCACUACCUCCACAACAGCAGUAACAGCAACAACACCAACAACAACACCAACAACAACACCAACAACAACACCAACAACAACACCAACAACAACACCAACAACAACAGCAUCAACAACAACAACAAUAGCAACAGAAGCGUCUACAACGACGACAAGAUCGACAACGAGAGAAAGAAGAACAAGAAAACCACGCCGCACAACAACAACGACGACAACUGCAUCAACCACACCAAAAGUUACGGAGAAAUAUGCCGGAAGUACCGACAUGACCAAGGAUGACACGACCAAUGCCACUGUCGUUGCUGAACGUGUGACUUCAUCUCAAAGUCAGAACAGAAGCAGAACAGAUGAUGAGGAUGAUACAGCCACGACCAUGAUGAACUCUGAAGACGUUACUGACAGUGGAACACAGACCGCAGGCUCUCACACCAAGGAUUUCUUUGAGUACACAGCCGACGGUACAACAACAAGCGUUUUCUCUGACGUUUCUGCUAGCGCCACCACGGAGAAAGUCGACGACACCGAUAUAAACGGGAACAACGAUACAGACAACGACACUGACUCCACGAAAAACGAAAACACGAGAAAGGAAGGCCGUGUUAAAGGUGGCUCAGGUUCCUCUUCCGGUAUGGGAGAGUUACUUCCCCUGAUCGUGGGCGUGGUCGCUGCGGUAAUAGUUGGAGCCAUAGUGAUCGCUGUUUUGGCUUGGAUGUGGGCCAAGAAUCAAAGACGGAAGCAAGAAAAAGAACAAGAGGAUGAGAUGAACAUUAUAACGGAAUACGUGGAUACUAGUCUUAGUGUGAAUUGAUUGUAUGAAAACAUAUGGGUGAGUGCUGACAGGGCACGUUAAAUUGUGCGGCCUUGAAAGAAGAUGCAAGGGUGGUUUUUUGAGUGAACGGUCAAAAGUAAAGGGAAUAUGGAGGUGUGUGAGGGAUAGAGAGAGGAGAGACAGAGAGAAAGAGAGGGUGAGAGAGACUGUCUGUGGGUAUGUGUUUGUGUGUGUGUGUGUGUGUGUGUGUGUGUGUGUGUGUGUGUGUGUGUGUGUGUGUCGCUGUGCGUAUGGGAGCGGAAGAAUGAGAUACAGAGGAAAUGUGUGUCAGAGAGACACAGAGAGAAAGAGAAAGGAAAAAAGAAAACAUGUGUUUGUGUGUUUUGUUCAAGUGUGCAAGAAAAGGGGGUGACAAGGGAGAAAAAAAGAGAAAGAGAAUUAAUGUUGAGAGAGAGAGCGAGAGAGAGAGAGAGAGAGAGAGAGAGAGAGAGAGAGAGAAAGAGAGAGAGAGAAAGAGAAAGAGAGGGGGAGAUAAACAGCGACGGGGACAACGAGAUAAAUAAUUUCUGGUAGUGAUUAAAGGUAAAUAAGCAAUGUUAUGAGCUUUGUAAAUGAUAUCUGAAAUAACAAAGAGCUAAGUUUCAAUUAUGAAACCUGCAAAUAAUUACAACAUUACAGAGAAUGUUUGUUAAUUAGUCAUAUUAUGUUAAACAAAUCUCACCAUUAACUUUUGAAAGAUUUCUAGAGGUGGCGGUUGGCAACCGAAUUUCUUUAUUCUUUUUGUACUGGCUUCUAAUAUUAUUUACUUUUUCUCGUUAUUGUUUGAGACUUUUGAAACAUUAAUGAGAUUGGGUGCUGUUUAUAUGCAGCUUACCUGUAAUGUGCGUUUCGUUUCUUUUUAAAAGAAUUCUCUUUCCGUUCUCUCUUUUCUCUCUUUAAGUUCGUAUUUACUUUUCUAGUCAAAUAAGUACAUUCGUCAUCAUCAUCAUCAUCAUCAUCAUCAUCAUCAUCAUCAUCAUCAACAACAACAUCAUCAUCAGUAAGCGGUAAAAGAUUAACAUUAUGUUUGUCAUCAUCAUCAUCAUCAUCAUCAUCAUCAUCAUCAUCAUCAUCAUCAUCAUCGUCAUCAUCAUCAUCAUCAUCAUCAUCGUUGCAUCAAUUGUUUUCUCUGAAACCUGUAUUAAACGCCUUAUCACCGAC